This is a messenger RNA of Sinocyclocheilus anshuiensis, 3351 nucleotides long. RefSeq names its product abl interactor 2-like. Gene Ontology annotation, biological process: neuron migration. The coding region runs from base 83 to 1051 and encodes 322 amino acids. Lineage: Eukaryota; Metazoa; Chordata; Actinopteri; Cypriniformes; Cyprinidae. The record is from RefSeq and is a predicted model, not a curated record. The transcript is spliced from 7 exons. Gene Ontology annotation, cellular component: lamellipodium; SCAR complex; actin-based cell projection. Gene Ontology annotation, molecular function: SH3 domain binding; signaling adaptor activity.
UUUCCCAAAACUCAGCGGGAGGUGAAGCCGCUCUACUUCCUGUCUGUAGUUGCGCGAGGCGGUCGAGUGGAGGGAUGUAAAGAUGGCGGAGCUGCAGAUGCUGCUGGAGGAGGAAAUUCCAGCGGGUCGCGGAGCUUUACUGGACAGCUUCACCAACCUCGAGAGAGUCGCCGAAUACUGCGAGAGUAACUACGUACAGUCUCCAGACAAGUACGCCGCUCUAGAGGAAACCAAGAACUACACCACUCAGUCCCUGGCCAGCGUGGCCUACCUGAUCAACACACUCGCCAACAAUGUGCUCCAAAUGCUCGACAUCCAGGCGUCCCAGCUGCGCCGAAUGGAGUCCUCCAUCAACCACAUAUCUCAGACGGUGGACAUCCACAAAGAAAAAGUGGCGAGGCGGGAGAUCGGCAUCCUCACAACCAAUAAGAACACCUCACGCACGCAUAAAAUCAUUGCUCCAGCCAAUCCCGAGAGGCCAGUGCGGUUUAUUCGCAAACCUAUCGAUUACAGCACGCUGGACGAUAUCGGUCACGGUGUGAAGUGGUUGCUUAGGUUCAAGGUCAACACCCAGAACAUGAAGAUGGGCAGCCUUCUUCGCACCACACCUCCAACACAGAAACCACCCAGCCCCCCAAUGCCAGGCAAAGGCACCAUAGGGAAUCCUGGUCUAUGUGCCUCCUGUUCAUUUCUCUACUCUGUUUCAGAUGCACCUCCCCCACCUCCCCCUUCAGAAGAGGCGGUGUUUGAGGAAACACAAAACCCAGUUCCACCUCCAGAAGACUAUGAGCAAGAGGAGUCUUCUGUGGUGGAGUACAGUGACCCUUAUGCUGAAGAAGACCCACCCUGGGCUCCACAAACUUACCUGGAGAAGGUGGUAGCAAUCUAUGACUACAUGCGAGACAAGGAAGAUGAAUUGUCUUUCCAGGAGGGAGACAUCAUCUAUGUCAUUAAAAAGAAUGAUGAUGGCUGGUAUGAAGGUGUGAUGAGUGGCACUACAGGACUCUUCCCUGGAAACUAUGUGGAGUCCAUCAUGCACUACACGGCGUGAGAGUCUUCUGUCUCUCCCCAACCCUCAACAACCACCAGCGCUAAUCUUACACUGCAGAAGAGUGCAUGUGUGCAUACAAACCAUGCUAAUAACAGGCCGUGAGACUUAAGACACGAGUGGUGUGACUGAAAAGAGGAAGCGAUAUGAAGCUGAACAUCCAGAUGAUGCAGAGCAGACUUUUGCAACAAGGACUGAGAAAACACUAUUAGAGAUUAAGAUUAUAUUAAUAAAAGCCAAUAAUAUGUUUACUGUUACCUUGAAUGAAGGAUACAGAGUUUGAAGUACAGUAUAUGCAUAAGCUAGAUUUAGACUGGGAACAUUGUUUUUAUUUUUCCAUAUUUCAUAACCUUUGCUCAUUCCACAGCAUUGCUGACUGAUGUCUCUGAAAUAGAUGUAUUUUUUGAACUGCCUGAGGUGGGUUCAGGGUGUGUUUUACAGUGAGGUCACGUUCAAAAAGGGAAUUAAUUACAAGCAUAUUUUGAGGAACAAGGAAAGUAUGGAACUGAAUGGAAAGAGUGAAUAUAGAGAAGUAGCUUUCUAUUUAUUACAUGUGACAGCUCAAGGCUUUUUAAUUUGUGUCUGUGUAAAGUGUUUUGAUUGUUUAAGUAAUUGUAUGAUUUAUUCUCUCCCACCUAAUUAAAAUCUGUUUCAGCCGGAUUUAUGAAAUAGGAAAUAUUUGCACAAACAUGCAAGUAUAAUUGGUGUCUGCACAGGGUCAGACUCGUUUACACAAAGGUCUCACCUUGGUUUUACUUUUUUAUCAUUAAAUAUAUUUAAUAUGUUUAUGAACAUUUUUCCCCAUGAGAAACCAUCAGCCUCGACACAUGCAGUACUAGACGCAUCUAAUAACCUCGUGAACUUUUAAACACUUUUUUUUUCUCGUUUGUUUUACAUAUAAAUAUGGUGUUGUGAUGCUAACCAAUUGGUAAAUAUUUGAUAAGUGUAUGUAGUGCUUCAUAGACUGCAUGCUUAAUAAAAACUCAUUUACAUUUAAUUUUUCUUUUUUUUUUCCACUUUUGCAUUUUAAUUCUAGGGUACCCACAAUCAUGGAAAACCUGAAAUAUAUGGAAAUGUUAAACUAGUGAUUUCCAGUCUUGAAAAAGUUAUUGCAAUGACUAACAUUUCCUACAGUUGUUCUAAAAUAUUUCAUCAGCUAAAACCGCAGAUAUGCCUGCGUGAAACAUAAUUCUGGUUGUGGGACAUUUUGAGACAUUUACACAAUAAUAUAGUUUGUCUAUUCAUUCAUUUGUUGGCACCUGACAUUGAAAAAAUCAUCUAAUAAUCGUGAUCAACUAUAAAGGUCACAAAAAACAAAAGUCAUAUAAAUUGACGGGGAAAAAAAGUGUUAGAACCCCAUAUUUUAAUUAGGUCCUCAUCACGUUUUUGUUCUUGAUGACCUCUUAUACCCAGUUUAAGACAUUCCUGUGACAUGGACCGUAUUAAUUUGGGUGCUCUUGAAAUGUUUAUGCUACUAAAUAUAUUGUGCCAUUUUGUAGUAUUAUUGAAAUGUGUAUAAGCUACUAUUUGACAAUCAUGGAUGUUUCUCUCCAGCUACUAAAAGAGUUUUCCAUUUUGCAGGUCCUAAAAUCAGCAAGACUUCAGUGUGUCUCCAUUGUGAAAUUUAAUUUGAAUCUUAUGUAAAGAACACAUGGAGGCUCUUAAAAACAGGGUAGAGUCUGGUGAGCAUAUCUCUCGCCCUACCCUGCAAUAAUACCUGGCAAAAUGUGACGUUUUGAGGGUUAAUUUACCUCUGUCUGAAAGCACAUGACUAGACAUCAGAGAAUUGACAAAAAAUGUAAAGUUUAACUCCAUUAACUAUAUUGUUGUGUGCAAAUAUAUAUAUAUAACCGGAUAAAUGUAUGGGCAUCAGUAUUUCCAUGUGUGAGAGGAUGAAACUAAUGUGCAAAAUCUCUAAAUGUAAACCUUUCUUUUCACCUUUGCCCCCUAUGUGUCAGACGCAAAAGUGUACAGAUCCAGAUACAAAAGUGAAAAAAUGUGUAUAUGAUCAACUUUGUUUUUGACUUCUUUCCAUACUGUGUGUAGAUUGUGUUGAGGGGCGUUGACAGUGAAAUGUCGUCUCAGAUGUAGUUAUAGUGCAGAGCUCAAGCCCAUGUUCUUUUUCAGAUUUACGUAACUUGGCAGCGAACAGGGUCCAGAUGGCUUGAGACGUACGUAAGCUUGCUGGAGGUUUGCACACUCAGACGCCCACAGGCUGUUAGCUACAGAGAAGAAGAGCAUUUCGUCUGCUUUGACGAAGCUACGAGAUUCUCAACAUAUUUGUAUCUUAUACAUAUUUACUU